AUGACCUUUAAACAAACUCAAGAAUUUGAAAAUGAAAUUGAAAAAUGUCUCGAGCUUCUCAGCCCUUCUACCUCUGACGAGGAAAAAUUUGUGGCCCUCAUGUUAUUACCACGAUUUCUCAAGCAGGACCCGAAUAACGUCAAAGUAGUUUUUGAAGCCAUGGACUUCAAGUUCCUGGAAAGACUUUUAAGAACGAAAAGCUCAACGACCACGGAAGUAUCCGAAACAACUUUAAAAGCGAUAGCUGUUCAGAUAUUAUAUUGUUUUUGUGGUUUGGAUGAACUGCUAUCAAAAAAACAAUUGCUUGCACGAAUUCCUUCGCUAGCAAACUCGAUAGCACCGAAUGAUAAUAAUGAAAUGACAAAAGAUAUCUUGAAGAUAUUUAUGAGAUUAUCUUCAACGCAAGAUGCAUUGAUUCGAAUGACACAAAUGGAAACGCUUUCCAAAAUACUUUUAUGCGUAACUUCUAGCCAGGAUGAGGAAGUGAAAAGCUUGGGGUUGCAGGUUAUUCGUCAUAUUGCGCACGGUAUAUUUACUAUCUUGACCAAAGAAGAAACUUUCCUAAACACAAUUUCGCUGGAGGAUGCUUUGUCCUCGAUACUUUUUGCGCUAUCAUCUUCAUUUCGUGUUAAUCAGAGCCAACUGAAAUUUGAUAUUCUUGAAGCACUUACUGAGAUUUUUUCUAAUUUUUCUGAAAAGGGGAAAAUUAAUUUUAAACCACAACAAUCAACUAUCUGGCUACAAAACAUGCGAUUUGGAUUGCGUGAAAUCUUGAGCAGUAGAAUUGGCACGCAACAACGUGACAAAGCACUCUCGCUUAUCCAUCAUUUGUUAUUUCAUUUUGGUGCUGAAUGGCUAUUUUCAUCACCUGAAAAACCAGCCGACAAAGAAAGCAAAGACACGAAAUUUGGUGCAUUGGUUGUCCAGUUGGCUUGUGUAGAGAUUCGCUUAAUUUUAGAUGAACUAGCGGAACAACAAUCAAAAAAUAACAAAGAUAUAAACUCGCGACAUGAGCAAAUAUUACCAGCCUGUUAUUUUAUUUUGGAGAAAACCAUCGAAUAUCUAUCACAAAUAUCUGAAGGUGAUAAUGACGAGAGUGCAAUGGCAACAUUUGUUAGUAAUUUUGAUCCUGAUCUGUUACUGCGUCUGCGGAGCGUUAUGACAGAAACAUUCCGCAUAAUUAUCGAGUAUCUAUUAGAUGUCAAGAAUGGCCUGGUCUCUAUCGAAGAGGCUGCACAUGAUUCAACGAUUAUUGCUAGCAUUCGAGUACUGUCAGCUUGGUUGUCCGAAGAAAAUUCAUUAGAAAAAGAAGUUUGUUCAAUAAUACCUUUGCUUAUCGAUUUAUCUCGAUAUAGAUUAAAAAAUGACAUGGAUUCAAAUCUAUUAAAUAUCCUCAUACCUGCUUUCUUGAAUCUCACAUCACAAGAUGCUCCGCGUGAAACAUUUAUCGAUCACAAUGGACAGGAAAUUCUGUUCACUCAUAUAACCAAAACUUGGACAAAUUCUUCGAUCAAUGAAUUUAAUUCCAUAUCGGAGACAAACUAUAACGACCUUCUUGGUUCACUGCAAAUUUUACUGAAUCUUCUUGUCUCUGAAAAAGAGAAUUUUAUCGCACCGAAUGAAAAUGAACUCUGGAAAAUCGUCAAAAUUGGGGAACAAAUUGCUCAAGUUUUCGGCUCGAGAUUAAAGUCAGAAGAUUAUCCUUCAUCUAUGGCAAAUCAAAUGAUCCUUGUGGCAAAUACACUGUUAUUCUGCCUUUUGGUGAUCUCAUCAACUGAACAAUUGGACUCGACCGAGAGCGCAACAGCAGAAAAUAUAACCCGACUUGCUGUUAAUUUCUAUCAAGACAAAAAGAAAUUAAUGUCCGAACCGAGUAUUAGGAGACAAAUUGAGGAGUUAAUCUUCUUGGGUGAAAGGAUUUUAAAGUGA
Ambispora leptoticha is the source of this 1929-nucleotide messenger RNA. The record is from the annotation of a GenBank genome assembly. Lineage: Eukaryota; Fungi; Glomeromycota; Glomeromycetes; Archaeosporales; Ambisporaceae.